GUUCCUGCAAUCCCCCCCUCUCCGGGACGCUCAAGGAAUAAGAAAGGCGACGGCGCACGGGGAGAUAUCAAACAGAAAAGAGAUUCGAACGGGGAUAGAGGAAAAAAAAAAAGAAGAAGAAAAAGAAAAGCUGGGAGAGGGAGAGGGAGAACGAAAGAGGAAAAAAAAAGAACACGAUCCCGAAAGGACGAUGGCGCCGCCCAAAAAGUCGUCUGAGCCGUCGGAGGCGGACGUCGUGUUUACGCGGGCCUCCGUCGCCCUGGCCAAGUCGCAGCGGCUGAUCGCCUCGUGGCUACCGCCCAAGACGCAGGAGGAGCUUGCGCGCGAAAGCGGGCAUGGCGACGACGACGACGACGACGAUGACGAGGGGGAUUUGCGGGCGGGAAACGAACUGCUGGGAGUGGGCGCGGCGGCGACCGCGAGCGGCGCAGGCAGAGGCGUCGUGAAGCGCAAGGACCCGUCCCUCGACGCGCUGCGCAGGCAGCUGCUGGGGCGGAACGCGUCCAAGGCGGCCGCGACGGCGGUGCACGGCGGAGGGGCGGGCGCACACGGGAGGAAGGCCGUGACCUCGCGUCCGGACGGCGGGCCAGCUCGGCGGACGACGCGAGGGCGCGAAGACAGCGAGACUGAGGACGAGGGGCGCGGGGCGCUCUUUGGCGGGAAGGGAAUGGCGAGGAGAGGAGGCAGGGGAGCCGGUGAACGCCAGGAUGCGGUGGGAGGGCCAGAGCCGGCGGAGGAGGCCGGGAAGGAGAGCGGCGACGGCGCCGACCGCGAGGGCGCAGAAGACGACGCGCUGGCCGUGCGGCCGGAUGGGGCUUCUGCUCCUCCUGCUGCUCCCGCAGGCCCGGCCAAGCGGAGGGCCACCAGCUACCUGGAUGAGAUUCUCGCCGAAAAAAGCGCAAAGCGGAAGAAGAAGAAACGGAAGGGUUCUCGCGUGGAUGCGGAACGGCCGGAUGAGUAGUGUGCAAGCAAAAUGAGAAAAAUUUUUGCACUGGAAACGGCGUUGUGAAUUACAUGAUGGCGUUCAGGCAACUCCUGGGCAUAGAAAAGAAAUCGCACUUUCAUGGUGUGCUAUUGACUGCAACUUUAGACUAGGACCUCUGACUCUCAAUGGAUUACUUUUUCUGAAAAUGGUAAGAAUAAAAGCAUCAUAACAAAAAUGCCCGGCCAUCAAAUGCAGG
Messenger RNA from Verruconis gallopava, 1181 nucleotides. RefSeq lists its product as uncharacterized. The coding region runs from base 191 to 961 and encodes 256 amino acids. The transcript is spliced from 3 exons. The record is from RefSeq and is a predicted model, not a curated record. Lineage: Eukaryota; Fungi; Ascomycota; Dothideomycetes; Venturiales; Sympoventuriaceae.